This is a messenger RNA of Cynocephalus volans (Philippine flying lemur), 2085 nucleotides long. RefSeq lists its product as uncharacterized. The transcript has 4 exons. The coding region runs from base 339 to 647 and encodes 102 amino acids. The record is from RefSeq and is a predicted model, not a curated record. Lineage: Eukaryota; Metazoa; Chordata; Mammalia; Dermoptera; Cynocephalidae.
CCGCCAGCCACGAGGGCCAAGCAGGCUCUAAGUGAGGGACAGAUGGGCCGAGGGCCGCGGAGCCAAGCGAGGGCGCGCUGCGGCCACCUUUCCACUUGCCGCGGAGCCGCCGGACCCCAGCCCGGUCCCCACCGGGGCAGUUGUGCGUGAAGGGCUCGCUAACGGCCACUCAGAGGGGGGAGCCUCAGCCCGAACGCCGCCGGGCGGGCCGCGCGCAACCGGGAGGCCUGAGUUCUCCGCCGCGGGCUGCCGACUCGCGCCCGCCGCGCGCCCCGCGUUCGCUGCGCAUUCGGCCUCCGGUCCCGCCUCCUGGAGUUUUCGCUUUCGCUUUCUCGCCGAUGUCGUUGAGGAAAAUGAAAGCGGCCGUGGACAGGGCUGGCGCAGCUACCGUUCGGAGCGAGGGGCGCGGAGAGCGGCGGCGGCGGCCAGCCUGGAGCCCCGGCCCUGGGGGCCGCGGCCCGCGCCGGGCGAGAUGGCAGCAUACCCUGGACCUCCCUGCACUGCGGGCAGUCCCAAGGCUGGACAGCAGAGAAACAAGAAAAUGGACUCCCUUUUCCUGGAGACUUGAACGCCAACCACCAGCCAUGGGUGCCAGAGUUUGCAGCCUUUUGGAGGAGAACAACAUCAAGCCCGCAACAAUGCAGUGAAUGGACAGGGCAGCAGAACGAGAUCUGCCGCAUGCCAUCCCUCUUUUGGAGCAGCACUUAAAGGUGCCACACUGCUGGCUGAACCACAGCUGUUACUGCAAACUGAGGAGGCUUGGAGGGAACAGAAGAUAAAGAUAAAGACCAUUAUGGUAUUUACGACUGCAGGACAUCCUUUGACAUGUCACUACAGCCAGGGAAGAUCAACCAGUGCUUGUGGCAACAGGAGCUGCAAGAAACCAUGGCCAAGGCCUGUCUGGACUUCAGGGGAUUUGAAGGGUCAAGGGACACGUGCAGAUGACCCUGCCUGGAACCCUCCCCCACCUGGCCUCCACACAGCACUGAUUCAGCUGGAGUUCCUACCCCAAGAUCCCCUCUUCAGGGAUGCCUGUAUUUGUUCAUCUUCUGCCAUGUGCCUGGUCCCUGCAGAAUACAAGGAAUAAAAUAGCCUUCAGCAGUGGCUAAACCAGGAACUUUCCGGGUGCACAAUAAGGAGUCCAAGGCCACAGGAUGAGGCUUCCCUGACUAUCUCCCCUAGGAGACUGGUGCUGUGUAACAAUAUAGGGCUUGUUCUAUUCAUCCUUAUUUCCCUAGCCUGUAAUGGGGCCUGGAUGACAGUUAAUAACCAUUUGGAAAGUGAGCAGUUGUGUGUGCUGUAGAGAGUAAGAGCUCAUUAGGAGCCUGCUGGAGAGGCAGCCCACUGGGCUCCCUGCUUCUCUGGAGGGCCUGGUCCAUCACCAUAUAGCCCUGCCAGCUGGAACAGGCUUCCUUGGGGGUGCCCAGGGCUGUUGCCCACUGGCCCUUCUUAUGAAAAGCAGCCUGACAGAUGUUAAAGAUGACCCUCCCUUUUUUUCCCCGAAGCUAAACAAGACCAGUUUCCAUGGCUCUUCAUCUUCUGGACCUCAGCAUACUGGUUAUCCCAUCUGGAGAGGCAACAGAAGUAUCCAGAUGUGGUCUGAAGAGGCAGAACCAUGGACGCAGACAGAAAAUUCGGGUUUGUGUGCUUUGGUAGUUGGUGUAUGUCAGUGCAUUCAGGUUGUAAUAGUGACAGCUACUGGCAUGGCCUCUGGCACUGUAGAAAGUGCAGCGUUGUUGCUGAUCACCUUGAGGCGUUCUCACUGCAUUUACAUAGACACUGUCUUGGUGUAGAACUCCACGUUGUAGCCCUUGUCAACAAUAUUAUGUUUCUCCUCAACUAUCCUGGAAACUCCCUAAGGCAGCUGGUUUGUGGUAGGCGCUCCAUAAAUGUUAGCUAGUAUUAUUUGCUUUGUUCUUCUAUUACUUGAAUGGACAAUCAUUUGUGUCCUUUAAUGAGCAAAGCUAUGUGCCAAAAACUGCUAGGUGCCAGAAUCCAGCAGUGAACAGAAUAGACCUGCCCUGCCCCACAGAGUUCCCAGACACCCUGGGAAGACUUGUUGAUUGAAUAAAAAACCUGACUGAA